Molecule: messenger RNA, 1208 nt
Organism: Nothoprocta perdicaria
Lineage: Eukaryota; Metazoa; Chordata; Aves; Tinamiformes; Tinamidae
Gene: RAD23A
Product: RAD23 homolog A, nucleotide excision repair protein
Exons: 9
Coding region: 34-1128 (364 amino acids)
Biological process (GO): nucleotide-excision repair; proteasome-mediated ubiquitin-dependent protein catabolic process
Cellular component (GO): cytosol; nucleoplasm
Molecular function (GO): ubiquitin binding; proteasome binding; polyubiquitin modification-dependent protein binding
Source: RefSeq, a predicted model, not a curated record
GAGUUGCAUGUCGCGCGCGCGGUCGCAGCCGCCAUGGCGGUGACGGUGACGCUCAAGACGCUGCAGCAGCAGACGUUCAAGAUCCGCAUGGAGCCCGACGAGACGGUGCGGGCGCUCAAGGAGAAGAUCGAGGCGGCCAAGGGCCGCGACGCCUUCCCGGUGGGCGGCCAGAAGCUGAUCUACGCGGGCAAGAUCCUGAGCGACGACGUUCCCAUCCGCGAGUACCGCAUCGACGAGCGCAACUUCGUCGUUGUCAUGGUCACCAAGGCCAAGGCUGCGGCACCUCCCUCGGGCAGCGCCGCCCCCCCUGCGGCCCCCCCUGAGGCCACAGAGCCGGCGCCCGGGCCGCCCUCAACGGCUGAGGCGGCCCCCCCGCCACCCCCGCUGCCCCCCGCCGCCCCCCCCAGCGAGGAAAAGCCACCUCAGGACCCCCCACCCGUGGCCGCUGCGGAGCCGCCAGUGGGCUCUGGCCCCGCCCCCCCCAGCGGCGGGGGCCGCUCGGCUGACGCUGCCUCCACCCUCGUGACGGGUUCGGAGUACGAGACGAUGGUGGCCGAGAUCAUGUCCAUGGGCUACGAGCGGGAGCGCGUGGUGGCCGCGCUGCGGGCCAGCUACAACAACCCGCACCGCGCUGUGGAGUACCUGCUCACGGGCAUCCCGGGCAGCCCGGAGCCGGAGCGGGCGCCCGUGCAGGAGAGCCCAGCCACGGAUCCGCCCCCCGCUGAAGGGGAGAACCCGCUGGAAUUCCUGCGGGAGCAGCCGCAGUUCCAGAACAUGCGGCAGGUGAUCCAGCAGAACCCGGCGCUGCUGCCCGCCCUGCUGCAGCAGCUGGGCCAGGAGAACCCCCAGCUGCUCCAGCAAAUCAGCCAACACCAGGAGCAGUUCAUCCAAAUGCUCAACGAGCCGCUGGGCGAGCUGGGUGAGCUGGAGGGCGAGGUGGGCGCCAUUGGCGACGAGGCGCCACACAUGAACUACAUCCAGGUGACGCCCCAGGAGAAAGAAGCCAUAGAGAGGCUGAAGGCRCUGGGCUUCCCCGAGAGCCUCGUCAUCCAGGCCUACUUCGCCUGCGAGAAGAACGAGAACCUGGCGGCCAAUUUCCUGCUGAGCCAGAACUUCGACGACGACUGAGGGGGGGAUCACGCCGGGACCCCCGCCUGCCCCCAAAGCAGAAUGGAGCACCCUGCGGGGGGGAAACAACCCCGCGCCGC